AUUUUACGCUCCAUUUCGAAGCCUUUUUAAAUCCCACUUCCUCGCUUAGAGGGCGAGAGCGAGAACACGAAGAGGGUCCUCAUGGCGAAAAUCGAUGCCUCCCCCAACUCCACCGUCUCCAUCGGAAAUUGCAAGGUCGAGAUCCUUGGAGAUUGUGUCAUCUGUCAGUCGAAUGAGAAAAGUCUCACCGUUUCCGUGUCCAAUGACGCAAAAAUUAGGGUUUCAGUUGAGGAAUCUGGCAGGUACAAUACAAGGAAUUCAAAAAGAAAUCUCAAAUCCCUAGGUGAAGAGUGUUCAGCAAUGGUUAACUAUUCGUUCUUCAUCAUCAAUCCAAAAGAUGUGGAUAACCAAAUUAAAUCCCUUCUGCAGGAAGUAUUGAAGCUCUACAUGCAAGAACUACCUACAAUGAAUUAUGCAGCGAAUACCGGAAAAAACUCACGAUUUCUUGAAAGAUCCAUAACAAAUGGAAAAUACACGACUUUGAUUUUGAGAUCUAAUUCCACUAAAGGAUUUGGAGAGGUCAUAGCUGCUGUAUCAUAUCAAAUAAUUCCUGCUGAUGCACAGCAUGCUGAAAUACCUCUUGCAGCUGUCAGUUCAAAGUACCAAAAGAAGGGUAUUGGUCAGUUAUUGUUCAAGGAACUAAGUGGUAGACUUCAAAGUGUGGGCGUUUCAACAAUAUUCUGCUGGGCAGAUAAGGUUUCUGAAGGAUUUUGGCUUAAACAAGGUUUUGUACCAAUUGGAGCGGUGGACAGUAAGGGCAAAGUUCGCAGGCUACCCAUAAAAGCUGAAAUUAGAAGGGCACUAUGCUUUCCUGGUGAUUCCACACUAAUGGUUGCUCAUCUUAAGAAGGAACUCUUGAAUUCACUCAACCCCUCGCAAACAGUUCAGCUGCCUUGUUCAAAGCCUCACGCGAAUUCAUCAGGUAUUCCUCCUUGUUCUUCUCCAUUUCCACAUCCUGAUCUUCAGAAUAAUGAAUACUGCGAAAGCAAAGAAGAACUAGAGGUGGUACAAAGCGGGUAUGAUCCCAACAGUAGGAAGUGUUCAUCUAGACAACGCCUAAAAAGGCAUUUCUGUGAAGCUUCUUCAUCUUCACUGAAGUCGAAAAGAGUCAGAGGUGGCCAUGAUAAUAUCGAUUGUUGCCAGGUUUCGAUCACAGAUCUUGUUUGUGACAGUUUCUCAAGGAGAAAUGCUAAGGGCACCCAUUCUGUCCACACAACUCCCGAUUAUUUGGGAGCUCAUGCUGAAGGAAACAGAACAGGUAACAUUAUUGAUCACCUGUUUUCAAAAGGACGUUGCCCCAAGAUCAUGUUCAUGAAUAUUGCUGAUGAUGCCAAGAAAUCAAGCCUUACAAAGAUAGUUGAAAAACUUGGUGGCUCUGUUAGUUCUGAAGGAAGUGCAAGCACACAUGUUAUUACAGGAAAAGCAAGGAGGACAAUGAAUUUUUGUGUAGCUUUGUGCUCUGGAGCUUGGAUCGUUUCUCCAAAUUGGCUGAAAGAAAGCUUUAAGGAAGGCAGGUUUGUAGAGGAAUCAGAAUACAUAUUGAAGGAUGAGGAAUAUCUGACAAAGUACAAGUGUGAACUGGGAGAUGCAGUUGCUAGGGCUAAAGCAAACCCCUGUUCACUAUUUAUGGGAUGUAGUAUCUGCCUUUCUAAGCAUAUCCAGCCCUCUUUUGAUGACCUCUCAAUCAUUAUCAAGUCUGCUGGUGGCAACGUUAUUCGUAGGCUAGCCGACUCACAGGAUCCAUGGAAGACUAUCUUCGUGGCAUGCGAGGAAGAUAUGGCAGAUGCUUUGGCCGCUGCCAGAAACGGUGCUUGGAUUUUCAACAGCGAGUGGCUAAUUAGCUGUGUCAUGAAGCAGGAGCUUGAUCUAGAAGCACCUCAGUUUGCCGAGUCCCUCUAGGCUCAACAUUCACAAAAAAAAUUUAUCUUGGUGGUCUUCGGUGGUCUACUAAUAUUCUGAAAAAAAUAAAAAAUAUAAAUAAAUAACUAACUAAAAU
Ananas comosus (pineapple) is the source of this 1996-nucleotide messenger RNA. RefSeq lists its product as uncharacterized. The transcript has 15 exons. Lineage: Eukaryota; Viridiplantae; Streptophyta; Magnoliopsida; Poales; Bromeliaceae. Bases 82 to 1899 code for a protein of 605 amino acids. Gene Ontology annotation, molecular function: acyltransferase activity, transferring groups other than amino-acyl groups. The record is from RefSeq and is a predicted model, not a curated record.